UACCAAUUAAGUAGUGAUUGAAAUAGGAGGCAGGUCUCUGCGAGUAAGCAUUUUACCAAAUAAUGAUAACAAUAAGCGGAAAAAAUAUUUGAACUAGCAAAAUAAUAUUUUCAAUGAAAAUACAGGGUCAAAUUGGAACAAAUGUUUGAUUCUACGCAAAAAUGGUGCACGAACUUUUGCCAUCCGCUCGCCAAGGAGUUUCAAUUACAAAAGUUCAGCUUGAAACAUGAACCAAUCGAUGAUUUUGCAAAAUCCCAAUGGCAGAAGAGUAGCCGCUCGUUGUUGUGGCUAAUCUAUCGCUGGCUCUUAGCAGCCUUUUUCACUGCCGUCGUAUGCGACACAAUGAUCAAUCUUUUCUAUGCCGGCAAAUGGUUUAUUUACCUGACCGCAUGGGGUUUCUUUCUGUGCAUGCUUACGAGUGUGUAUGGCGCUAUUUUAGUUAGCAUAUAUUAUUGGCGACCACAUGAUUUCGCUGUCCACCCGAUUGUGUUCACAACUUAUUGGGUUUCUUAUUGGACCACUUUGGUAUUGGCGACCGUCAUUACCAUUGUCUACUGGAGCCUUCUUUAUCCACAUGACAAGAGCGGAGUUUCGUUGACCUACAAUUUACUAGGACAUGCCAGUAAUUCCAUUCUGAUGGUGUUAGAUCAUAUGUUGGUUGCAUUUCCCACACGCAUUCUCCACUUCGUGUAUCCCAUUGGAUUGGGCAUGAUUUAUGUCAUAUUUUCUCUUAUCUAUUAUUUUGCCGGAGGCGUAGACACACACGGAGACCAUUACAUAUAUACGAUUUUAGAUUGGGCCCAACCAGAGACGUCGCUAAUAACUAUUAUUACUUGCUUUGCAUUACUUUCAAUUAUGUCAUUUCUACUAUUUGGGCUGUACAAACUGCGUUGCUUCAUUUACCGAAAAAUCAAUAAGUCCGUUUUAGUGCUUCAAGUUUGAUUUAUAAAUUAAGUGUAUAUUGUAUACAUAAAAUAUUAAUAAUGUUAUACGUUAUGUAUAAGAAUAUUGUUGUACAAAUGAGGAACAUGCAUAGGCGAUUUUAUACCUAUUACUCGUAUAACUAAUACCGUUUUGUUGAAAUCUUCAAACAACAAAUGCUUACUCUAACCUGGCUUUAGGAGAGCAAGUGCACUUYAUGUUUUAAACGGGACCAGAUGGCUCUUUAACAAACGCCAAAUAGGUAAAAUUAUAUGUAGUAAUCAUUACAAGUUUAAUCAUAAAGACAAAUGAAGUGCGUGGAAAGUAAAUAAAAAUUGAAUUGCGAUCACCUACACGUACAAUUAGGUCAGUUUCUUUCGAUCUUCCUAAAGUUUUACGCCGUGCCAAAAGUACUAUGUAAGAUGAAUGAGUGUUURGUAUGAGAAACAUUUUGAUUAAGCCUUUCUAACAAAGCAUACUAUACUUCACAAAUGUACUAAUAAUAACACUGCAAAGUAUUUUAAAUACGAUUUGUACAUUUGUGAAGAAGAGAAAUUGGAAACGUAGGUAACCAGGAAGAGGGARGAAUCUCGUGAGAUCUAAAAAUCAGGACAAAGCCCCCUUUUGAAUGAACCACUUCUCACUCUAAGAAAUGCUAAACAGAUUUUGUUUAAAAAGGUAAUAGAUAUUUUUAUAGUAAAUACUAUACGGACAGACUUAAGAGAUUUUUCAACAAACUCCUCAGUACUAUAACUAAACUAUUAUAGAUUAUGCAAAAGUUUCUAAAAAUGGUAAAACUUUUUGAAGGUUUAAGAAUAGUUUAUUUCGAUUCCCGGCAAAGCUACCAGUCCUAUAGAAAAAACUUAUAUAGGAAUGUUGUAGAUAAUGAAAAAACAAGCAAAAAAUUUCUUUCAU
Bactrocera latifrons is the source of this 1836-nucleotide messenger RNA. Its product is annotated as protein rolling stone-like. Gene Ontology annotation, cellular component: membrane. The transcript is spliced from 5 exons. Bases 142 to 942 code for a protein of 266 amino acids. Lineage: Eukaryota; Metazoa; Arthropoda; Insecta; Diptera; Tephritidae. The record is from RefSeq and is a predicted model, not a curated record.